CUCGAGCGUGUCAAAGCUAGCGAACGGACAGUCGAGACGCGAUGGACGUGCCUGUCCCACAGAAUGGCGAAGAGGUCUCGAGUGACGGCCUGACCGACUUCAGGCUCGUCCUGCCUGCCAAAUAUCGCGAAGAGCAUGAGACGGGACGAUGGGUGUACCGAGGCACAAAGAUGCCCGAUCACUUCGAUGUCACGUUCAACGACAGGCAGAGACGAUUGUACAUCUGUGAAGCCGGCGUGUGCCAUGCUAUGUAUGACUCGACAGCAACUCGACUGCGCUGCAAGAAAGCCAAUCACGUCCCCGCCAACAAACGCACUCGUCGGAGGAUAACAAUGUUACAAGCCAAGGGUCUCAUGCCGUCUCCUCAGCCAGUAGACUGGCCCGACAGACUGUUUGACUGUCCGACGCUGGAGGAGCUAGAGAACAAGCCGAGGAAGAAAGUCGCGCACAACAAGAUUGUCUGGCCAGGCAGGAUCGCGUCGGAUGAGCUUGUCUCUGCUCAGUCACUGCCUAGCACGAGCGCCGUGCCCUUCGAGUCGCAUCAGCUCACAUCAGCAAGGCCAGAGAUCAACUUCACAGAGCUCAACAACGACGAUGACCCCGUGCUCGUCAGGGUUUCGUCCAGUGCCACCAGCGCGCCGGCCACUGGUCCCGCUGUCAGAAUGCUCACAAGAGGCAACAAACGACCUCGCGGAGAACCUGCUGCACUGCCCGGACAGUCGUACCGCAAACGAAAGAUUGUGGGACCCCAUGGCGAUCUCGAGGCUGCCAAUGCGCUAUUGCAGCUCCACGGUCGAGCUGGUCAGGCUGACGAUGACAACAUCGAUCCUGCUCUGGUCGACGUCGACGUUCUCGACGCUGUUGAACCACAGGAGCCUCUGUUCGGCAUCUAGCUGGGCUGUCUGCAGUGUGUUAGUACAAUCAGAGUGUUGUCUUGUACCGAUGCCGGUAGCGAGAGUAGGCAGUGCUUUCUGAAGUUCAGUAGCUAUACUCAUUAGAGGUCAUAUAUGAUGCAUUGCAUUGGUCUGAUUAGCAAGUGUCACAUCGCAAGCUGUCAGCGUCGCCACACCGGGAGGUGUUGGCUCUGCAUCGACUCGUGAUCAGGAUCAAGCCCGUCGCUAUCUUUGACCAUAGAUUGCUGCGCUUUGUCGGUAUAAAUCUGUCCUAAUCAGGGCCAACUCGCUUCAGACGAGCCUAUCUCUCUCUUGCUU
Molecule: messenger RNA, 1211 nt
Organism: Mixia osmundae IAM 14324
Lineage: Eukaryota; Fungi; Basidiomycota; Mixiomycetes; Mixiales; Mixiaceae
Exons: 1
Coding region: 42-893 (283 amino acids)
Source: RefSeq, a predicted model, not a curated record